CUCGUCGGGGUGGACCUCGGCGGCGCUGUUUGGAUCACCCGGCUGCACCCAGCAGUGGUCUCUGGUUGUCUGCCUGAAGGGUUUCCUCAGGCCGGGACCCAGCGCCGUGCACACACGCUUGCCGUGGGCACCAUGAGCCGCCUGGGCUCGGUGCAGCGGAAGAUGCCGUGCGUGUUUGUGACGGAGGUGAAAGCCGAGCCCUCGGCCAAGCGGGAGCAUCAGCCAUUCAAAGUUUUGGCAACUGAAACUCUAAGUGAAAAGGCGUUAGAUGCAGAUGUAUACAAUGCAAUUGCAACAGAAAAAGUGGAUGGAACGUGUUGUUAUGUUACUAACUACAAAGGUCAGCCAUACCUUUGGGCUCGACUUGAUAGAAAACCUAACAAGCAAGCUGACAAAAGAUUUAAAAAAUUUCUUCAUUCAAAAGAAAGCUCAAAAGCGUUUCUUUGGAACACGGAGGAAGAUUUCAAGCCUGUCCCAGAGUGCUGGAUACCAGCAAAGGAAAUAGAACAACAGAAUGGGAAGCCGGUACCUGAUGAAAACGGACACAUUCCUGGUUGGGUACCCGUGGAAAAGAACAGCAAGCAGUAUUGUUGGCAUUCCUCCGUAGUGAAUUAUGAGUUUGGAAUUGCCCUGGUACUAAGGCAUGAUCCUGAUGAGCCUGGGCUUUUGGAAAUCAGUGCUGUGCCCUUGUCAGAGCUUUUAGAGCAGACCCUGGAGCUGAUAGGAACGAACAUCAAUGGAAACCCAUACGGGUUAGGGAGCAAGAAAUAUCCCUUGCACUUUCUUAUACCACAUGGAGCAUUUCAAGUAAGAAAUCUGCCUGCACUGAAACACAAUGACUUGCUGUCCUGGUUUGAAGACUGCAGAGAGGGUAAAAUUGAAGGGAUUGUAUGGCAUUGCGGUGAUGGCUGUUUAAUUAAGGUUCAUCGCCAUCAUCUUGGUUUAUGCUGGCCACUUCCAGAUACUUACAUGAAUUCCAAACCAGUUAUUGUUAACAUGAACCUUAACAAAUAUGACUGUGCUUUUGAUAAUGAGUGUUUGUUUAAUCAGUUUUUGAAAAUAGAUAAACAGAAAUUUGAUAGGCUUAAAGAUAUAAUGCUUGAUGUAUAAAAUGGAAAUAUAGUUGACAUAGCCUAAUGCUUGAUGUAUAAAAUGGAAAUAUAGUUGACAUAGCCUUAAAGAUAAAAUGCUUGAUGCAUAAAAUGGAAAUAUAGUUGAGAUUAUUGCAGUUUUCUAAUAUCGAAGAGUCUGCUAUGUUUACAGAGGUUAAAAUAACUAAAUGUUCUGUUUAAUUUUGCUAGCUAUUUGGUAAAACAUGUCAUAACUAACAAACAUUUAUGUAUUGUAUUUAUCAAAAUCAUAGGAUUUGAAUAUCUUAACACAAAAAUAAGAAUAAAAUAAUUACAUCUGAAACAUUAAUUUUAAAUGGUAAAAUUGUUACAACUUUACCUUUAUGCCUUUAGAACAUUUACGACAUGAAAAUAGGAAUAUCUAUCAUAGCUCAUUGUGCACUGUAUAGUCAAAUUAUUCACAUCUUCAAAAAUAUACUUUUUCUUCCAAGUUAAAACUAUAUAUGACUUUAUUUUUAAGUAAAUAUACAGUAUUUUGACAUGUGAAUUCUGUAGUUCAGAGAGUGCUUGAUUUCCAGGUAGCUGAAAGUUUUUUGAAAAUACAAUUAAAUGGGUCUUAAAUAGGGAAUUGAUUAGGACUUUCUCCAUCUUCCCUCUGUUCAGAAGCAGCAACAGGGCUAGGUAAUUCAAAUCCAAAUUGUUCAGAAAGUUUUUUUAACUUCUCUUCUAAUAGAAUAUUUUUUUUCACUUCUUCCUUAUAAUUGUACUUCAGGUCUUCAAUUUCUUCAAAAAAUGAAGGAUCAAAAUUUUCCAGUUCUUUUUUCAGCUUUUUAAUUUCCUCCUAAAAGUCACAUAUAGGAAUAUAUGAUUUUGGUUUGAAAUUUAGAAGAUUUGAUUACAAACAUGAAAACCCACGUAACCUGAACCUGAACAGUAAAAUAUAAAAACAUUUAACUUUUGUUACUAAGGUUCCAUUGUACCAUAUGAAUAACUUACUAUGCGUGCUUAUAGUAUAGUGAGAUUGAGUCUUUGAACUGUGUCAGAUUUUCUGUUAGGCAAGCAAAAGGGACUCUACUCUUCACUGCACUGAGGUUACUGUCUUAAGAGUUGUCAGUAUUUUCUUUAAAGUUCUGUUUUUACUUUUAUAAUAAUAUUUAUGAUCAUGGAAAUCCUGGGGCAUGUAAAAGUUGAGCACCUGGUGAGGGUAAUGUGAGUGCCAAAGGCUGUUUACACUACCCAAGCAUGAGUCAGGGACUCUUCUAGACUCUUUUGCUUCUCAGUCGUAAGUGGAGCACAGAAGUGUUUUAAGGGAAAGAUCCUGAACAUAAUUUCAAAAGGUACUUAAGAAAAUACCUUUUGCCAACAAAUUAAGAAAUAUUUAAAAAACUGUUGAGGUACAUUUGUUAUAAUUUAAAAAUAAAUUAUUCUCUAGA
This is a messenger RNA of Mesocricetus auratus (golden hamster), 2503 nucleotides long. RefSeq names its product chromosome unknown C12orf29 homolog (gene Rlig1). The coding region runs from base 133 to 1110 and encodes 325 amino acids. The record is from RefSeq and is a predicted model, not a curated record. Gene Ontology annotation, molecular function: RNA ligase (ATP) activity. Gene Ontology annotation, biological process: response to reactive oxygen species. The transcript is spliced from 7 exons. Lineage: Eukaryota; Metazoa; Chordata; Mammalia; Rodentia; Cricetidae.